Plodia interpunctella (Indianmeal moth) is the source of this 895-nucleotide messenger RNA. RefSeq names its product histidine-rich glycoprotein-like. NCBI's taxonomy places the organism in Eukaryota, Metazoa, Arthropoda, Insecta, Lepidoptera, Pyralidae. The record is from RefSeq and is a predicted model, not a curated record. The transcript has a single exon. Bases 23 to 757 code for a protein of 244 amino acids.
AGUUUUCACCCGGUCAGAGGAAAUGAAGGCAUUCGUGUUUUGCUGCGUGGGUCUCGCGGCGCUGGCGUACGUCAGCUGUCACGUGACCCGGGAGAGGCGCGCCGCUGACUUGGAGGGGGCGGCCAGCCACCACGGCGGCAAGUGGGACAAGGGCGGCGGACACGAACACCACGCGCAUCACCACCACGACCACGGGGAGAAGGGCCACAAGGGAUACAAGGGACAUCAUCAUCACGAACACGGCAAGAAGGGACAUCAUCAUCACGAGGGACACAAGGGGCAUCAUGACGAACACGGCGGCCACAAGAAACACCACCACCACGACGACGGCCAUCACCAUGAGCAUCAUCAUGGAGAGAAAGGACACAAAGGACACGGUCACCACGAAGAGGGUCACUAUCACAAGGGUCACUCCACGAAGGGUCACCACGGUGUGCAUAAACACGAUGAGUUUAAGAAGGAAAAACACUUCCACGACCAUCACCACGACGGCGGCCAUCACGAGCAUCACGGUGGACACCACGAGGAACACGGCCACAAGAAGGGCGGUGAAUUCCACCACGGACACAAGCACGGCGGCCACCAUCACCACGAGCACGGCAAGGGAGGGCACCACGAGAAGGGCGGACACCACCACGACCACAAAGGACACCACGAUGAGGGCGGCCAUCACGAGCAUCAUCAUCAUCAUCAUGACCACGGCAAGAAGGGCGGUCAUGAGGAACACAAGCAUUGGGGUCAUAAGAAGGGACACUAAGGUGUCACUUUGUCCAUAUCGAGUUGCCAGUUAUUUUAGGCCUAGGUUUAGCUAUAUUAAGCUUACCUUUAAGUGUUGUUGACUGUGAUUCAUUGUUAUAACGUUUAUAAAAUAUACUGUCGUGAAAAUUGUUACCUA